Molecule: messenger RNA, 987 nt
Organism: Cryptomeria japonica (Japanese cedar)
Lineage: Eukaryota; Viridiplantae; Streptophyta; Pinopsida; Cupressales; Cupressaceae
Product: chaperone protein dnaJ 20, chloroplastic-like
Exons: 1
Coding region: 322-852 (176 amino acids)
Cellular component (GO): chloroplast
Source: RefSeq, a predicted model, not a curated record
CUAGAAAGCCCAACGUUUCUACAUCGACCAAACCAAUGUUCCCUGCACACAGAUCGGGUGACGGCGGGGUAGACGUACAGAGGGCCACCGUCCAUUUCUAGAAUCGACAAAUUCCUACAACUUUUAUGCACUUCGUAUCCUUAUCGGAAACGGAAACCCCCAAUUUGAUAUCUGUCUAUAGAUAUGCUCCAAAUUGUUUAUCCUCACCACUAAACCAAGUCUUGUUUCUUUGAUCCAAUCUAUUUGGAGUUUGGCUGAAAAAUUGAAUUUCCAUCUACAUUUACAGGCAAAUUGUUAUUUGAAGCUUUCUGUAACAGAUUCAUGGAGUACAGUGCAUCAAUUAAGGGUUUACAGGCGUCCCCUCGUCUUAUGAGCAAGUGUGCUUCUUCUGGAAUUUCACGGGUCAGAAUUGGAGUGAGGCCAAAGCAUUCGACAAGUAUUAGGGCUUUUCAAUCUCAAAAUGCUUCCUUUCCUUCGUCUUCUUCAUUGUAUGAUGUUCUCUGUGUCUCUCCCGACGUCAGUGCGAUUGAUAUAAAACGCGCAUACCGUAGAAUGGCUCUCAAAUACCAUCCUGAUGUCUGCCCUGCUGCAGAGAAGGAAGAGUGUAGCAAAUGGUUCCUUCAAGUUCAGGAGGCUUACGAGACUCUGUCGGAUCCUCUGCUCCGCCAGGAUUAUGAUUGGAGACUGCAGAACAGGUUCACAGUAGGCAAUUACGAAGGGAGAUUGGAGAGUAGUCAUGUGUGGGAAGCUCAGCUGAUGGAAUUGAUUAGGAGGAGAUCGGGAAAUAACUCGUCGUCAUGGGGUAGCAGAAUGAGAAGACGAAAUCAAGAGGGGGCUUAUGCUUGCUUUUGAUUAAAUCGUGAUUACUGUGGGUUAUUUGAGAGUUUGUUGUAAAUUGGAUUGUAAAAUAGGGCGUUUGAGCGCCUUCUAGCUGUGUAAAUAUUGCCAAUUUUCUCUUAAUUCCAUUCGUUAUGUCAUAUUUAACUA